Rhinopithecus roxellana (golden snub-nosed monkey) is the source of this 784-nucleotide messenger RNA. Lineage: Eukaryota; Metazoa; Chordata; Mammalia; Primates; Cercopithecidae. The record is from the annotation of a RefSeq genome assembly.
AUGACACACCAAACUCACCCUUAUCACAUAGUCAAACCCAGCCCAUGACCACUAACAGGAGCUCUUUCAGCUCUCCUAAUAACCUCUGGCCUAAUUAUAUGAUUCCACUUUUAUUCUUCAACCCUGCUAGUGUUAGGGUUAUUAACUAAUAUAUUAACAAUAUAUCAAUGAUGACGUGAUAUUGUCCGAGAAAGCACUUAUCAAGGUCACCAUACAACACCAGUUCAAAAGGGCCUUCGCUAUGGAAUAGUCUUAUUUAUUAUUUCAGAAAUUUUCUUCUUUGCUGGCUUUUUCUGAGCAUUUUACCAUUCAAGCCUUGCUCCCACUCCAUAUCUAGGAGGGCACUGACCACCAACAGGCAUUACUCCCCUAAAUCCCCUAGAAGUACCUCUACUAAAUACCUCUGUAUUACUCGCAUCAGGAGUUACAAUCACUUGAGCCCAUCACAGCUUAAUAGAAAACAAUCGAAAACAAAUAAUCCAAGCCCUAUCAAUUACAAUUCUAUUAGGUGCUUACUUCACCCUACUACAAAUUUCAGAGUACUAUGAAGCACCUUUUACUAUCUCCGACGGCAUUUAUGGCUCAACAUUCUUUGUUGCCACUGGCUUUCACGGACUUCAUGUUAUUAUCGGGUCUACAUUCCUUACAGUUUGCCUUGUUCGCCAAUUAUUAUAUCACUUUACAUCAAACCACCACUUUGGCUUUGAAGCCGCUGCUUGAUAUUGACACUUUGUAGAUGUUGUAUGACUCUUUCUCUAUAUUUCCAUUUACUGAUGAGGUUCCU